Molecule: messenger RNA, 1982 nt
Organism: Prosopis cineraria
Lineage: Eukaryota; Viridiplantae; Streptophyta; Magnoliopsida; Fabales; Fabaceae
Product: pre-mRNA-splicing factor SLU7-A-like
Exons: 11
Coding region: 125-1729 (534 amino acids)
Biological process (GO): mRNA splicing, via spliceosome
Cellular component (GO): spliceosomal complex
Molecular function (GO): pre-mRNA 3'-splice site binding
Source: RefSeq, a predicted model, not a curated record
UCUGCAAGAACAACCUCAUCGUGACUCGGAGAGAGAUUUAUUAUCGUAACUCAAAUUUCAUCCUCGGCUUCAACUUCACAUAUCUCUGCGUCUGAUUUUUUGAGGUUCCGUUUAAGGCGAAGCCAUGGCGACCGCCUCAGUUGCUUUUAAAUCCAGGGAGGACCAUCGAAAACAAAUUGAAUUGGAAGAAGCCCGUAAAGCAGGGCUUGCACCCGCAGAGGUUGACGAAGAUGGAAAAGAAAUCAACCCUCAUAUUCCCCAAUACAUGUCUUCUGCCCCUUGGUAUCUUAAUGCUGAGAGACCUAGUUUGAAACAUCAAAGGAAGUGGAAAUCAGAUCCCAAUUACACAAAAUCAUGGUAUGAUAGGGGUGCUAAAACUUUUCAGGCCGACAAGUUUAGGAAGGGUGCAUGUGAGAACUGUGGAGCUAUGACUCACAAUGCCAAGUCAUGCAUGGAAAGACCACGUAAAUUAGGAGCGAAGUGGACAAACAAGUACAUUGCUCCUGAUGAGAAAAUUGAAACUUUUGAGCUUGACUAUGAUGGUAAACGGGACCGAUGGAAUGGGUAUGAUGCUUCAACUUAUGCUCGAGUGAUUGAAAGGUAUGAAGCUAGAGAUGAAGCUCGAAAGAAAUAUUUAAAAGAACAACAACUGAAGAAAUUGGAGAAAAGCGACAAAAAUGGUGAGGAUGCAGUCAGUGAUGAAGAUGAAGAGGAAGAUGAUCUUAGAGUGGAUGAGGCUAAGGUGGAUGAAAGCAAACAAAUGGACUUUGCAAAGGUUGAGAAACGUGUGCGCACAACAGGUGGUGGAAGUACGGGAACUGUGAGGAACCUGCGUAUUCGUGAGGAUACUGCAAAAUAUCUGCUGAAUCUCGAUGUCAAUUCCGCACACUAUGAUCCCAAAACACGGUCCAUGCGUGAGGAUCCUCUUCCAGAUGCAGAUCCGAAUGAGAAAUUCUAUGGGGGUGAUAACCAAUAUAGAAAUAGCGGACAAGCUUUGGAAUUCAAGGAAUUAAACAUCCAUGCUUGGGAAGCAUUUGAUAAGGGGCAAGAUGUUCACAUGCAAGCAGCUCCAUCCCAAGCUGAGUUGCUUUAUAAGAAUUUUAAGAUAAUGAAGGAAAAUUUGAAGUCUCAAACAAAGGACACCAUUCUGGCAAAGUAUGGCAAUGCAUCUGAUGAGGACAAACUUCCAAGAGAGCUUCUUCUGGGUCAAAGUGAGAGGCAAGUUGAGUAUGACCGUGCUGGUAGAAUUAUAAAAGGACAGGAGGCAGCACUUCCUAAGAGCAAGUAUGAAGAAGAUAUUUAUAUUAACAACCACACUACUGUUUGGGGCUCCUGGUGGAAGGAUUACCAUUGGGGUUACAAGUGCUGCAAGCAGACAAUACGCAAUAGCUAUUGCACAGGAGCUGCUGGUAUUGAAGCUGCUGAGGCUGCAAGUGAUCUCAUGAAAGCUAACAUUGCUCGUAAAGAGGCUGUUGAAGAGGAUCGUAAGCCUGCAGAGGAGAAAAAGCUUGCAACAUGGGGAACUGAUGUUCCUGAUGACCUUGUUUUGGACGAGAAAUUGCUCGCUGAAGCGCUCAAAAAGGAGGAUCAGAGAAAGAGAGAAGAGAAAGAUGAGAGGAAGCGUAAAUAUAACGUUAGAUGGAAUGAUGAGGUCACUGCAGAGGACAUGGAGGCAUACAGGAUGAAGAAAAUCCACCCCGAUGAUCCAAUGAAAAGCUUUCUGCACUAAACUUCACAGUGGGCAUAAAAGCAUGCAGCCUGUUUUAUUACUGACGACUUGAUGCCACAAUUUGGGAGAUUGGAUCACCUUGUAUAGCCGUGGCAAUACCCUACCUCUGUUAUGUUUGUAGUUUAUCUGGGCCGUGACCCUGUAUAACAAGCUUAUUAGAUCAAAUUCAAGGUGAUUUAAUCAUUAUCGAUGAAUUAAUCGUGUGUAAUAUUGUGAAAAUUUGAGGAAAAAAAUACUAUUAAUUUGCUAUUCA